Vigna unguiculata (cowpea) is the source of this 1308-nucleotide messenger RNA. Its product is annotated as E3 ubiquitin-protein ligase SDIR1-like. Gene Ontology annotation, biological process: ubiquitin-dependent protein catabolic process; protein ubiquitination. Gene Ontology annotation, molecular function: ubiquitin protein ligase activity. Lineage: Eukaryota; Viridiplantae; Streptophyta; Magnoliopsida; Fabales; Fabaceae. The record is from RefSeq and is a predicted model, not a curated record.
UUUAUAUCUAUAUAUGUAUAUAUAAUAUAAUGUUUCCACAAAUAGUAUUUUCCAAAUCUCAUAUUGCAGCACAUCAGUGACUGAACCCACCGUCACCACACCACACCACACCAACAACGUAGACAGUGACGGACCAAUCCCUGUUUACGAUGAUGUGUUUCAGUGCUGGAAAAUUGAACCAAGGAGACCAUAUUUCCGUUAAAUGUUUCUCACAGGUAGUGUUGUCGUGAAUUGUUGGCUGGACGAGCUCCUUUGCAAUCAUGAGUUUUGUCUUCCGAGGUAGUAGGGGAGAUAUUGAAAGUGGCUUUUCAGAAUAUGUUCCUGAAAGAACCUUGAUGCGGGUUCAUCCAGCUCGCCCAGUUAAUGGGAAUUCUCUAGCUUUUCUUAUCACAGUUAUUUUGAUAUUCAUGAUAUUAAACUCCCCUCAGAUGUUACAUCAUUUUUUGCUCUGGGUUGUACUGGCUAUCUUUGUGAUGGCUACAAGUCUGAGGAUGUAUGCAACUUGUCAACAGCUUCAAGCACAGGCUAGGGCUCAUGCUGCAGCAGCCUCUGGGUUGCUUGGCCAUACUGAACUCCGUCUUCACAUGCCACCAUCUAUUGCAAUUGCGACCAGAGGAAGAUUGCAGGGACUUAGACUUCAACUUGCACUCCUUGACCGUGAAUUUGAUGAGCUAGAUUAUGAAACUUUGAGAGCUCUUGACACUGAUACUGCUCCUAGUACUCGUUCAAUGACUGAGGAAGAGAUAAAUGCUUUGCCUAUUCACACUUAUAAAGUUCCAGUCCCACCAAAGGAUGGCUCUGCCGGUCUGGCAUCCUCUUCAGGUGCAGCUGAGAUUAAACAAGAAUCUGGAGGAACAGAGGCAGGUAUCAGAGGUUCAGAAGAUGAGCUGACAUGUACUAUAUGCUUGGACCAAGUUAAGAGGGGGGAGCUUGUUCGUAGCUUACCAUGCUUGCAUCAGUUUCAUGCCAAUUGCAUUGAUCCAUGGCUCCGGCAACAAGGAACAUGUCCUGUGUGCAAAUUAAGGAUAGGGUCGGGAAGUGGGGGAAGCAGGGAGAGCGAAUCCGAUGGUUCAGAUAUUGCGUAAUCUGAUGGUUUAGAUAUGGCUGUAAAAUGCAUAAUGUGAUGCCUUGAAGUGUAUGUUCAUGGAAACAAGUAUAUAUAUGUAUAUAUUAUUCUGUAUUGGCGUAUAUAAUGAGCUUGGCAAUGAGUAUAUGAUUGUAUUCUAGUCCAUGUUCACUUAUCCCGAGAAUUCUUACUGAGACAUGUGUAUCUCUUGAUAUAUAAAUACGCAUUACAAAUUUAUAUUG